Molecule: messenger RNA, 949 nt
Organism: Owenia fusiformis
Lineage: Eukaryota; Metazoa; Annelida; Polychaeta; Sabellida; Oweniidae
Source: the annotation of a GenBank genome assembly
CCUGUUCACAAUGAAUACGCAGUUAACAAGAAAACAUAUUUUUCUUGGAUCUUUAUUUGAUCUUCAAUAAAUAGCGAUAUAAAAGGAGAGAAAGCGCAACAUGUGGCACCUGUUUUAUUGAGUCAAAAUGGAAACGAAGGUGCUCCCAUUGAUGUCGGUCUUGCUUUUUGCAGCUACAUUGGUAUAUACGAACGCCAAGAGAGAUUCGGGAGAGUCGUCUGAUUCUGGUCCUGAGUUUGGGGACCCCGAAGCGCGACGUACACGCCAAAGUUCGGUGCCAAGUCGCAUGCGUAAGGGUACGCCAGUGCAGUCCGAUAUACAGCUCUGUUCGUUGCCCCAGGAUUGUCCAUAUGUCGGGGAUUGCUGCGUAUUGACAGAUGAUACUGGAGCCGGUGUUUGUAAGGCGCUCAAGUACGACUCUGAAGAUUGUCUCGUGGCUAAUAACGAUGUGGACUAUAAUGUCAAAUCAGUGUACAUCGAUUGCCCAUGCCGUGAAGGAUUCACUUGUUCGUCUGACGAUCCACUUGCCAAAAUGGGUAAAUGCAAGGUUAAAAGAAGACAACAGAGUUCCAAGACGACACAGACUGGGGUACAGCGCUGCUCAUCGCCCCAAGACUGUCCAAAUGUUGGAGAUUGUUGUGUAUUGACAGAUGACACUGGAAGUGAAGGUGUUUGUAAGCCUCUUAAAGACGACUCUGAAGGAUGUGUCGUUGCUAACAACGACGUGGACUAUAACGUCAAACCAGUACAUGUCGACUGUCCUUGUCGUAAAGGAUUCACUUGUGAUUCUAAGGAUUCACUUUCCAUAACGGGGAAAUGCAAAGCAGCCUAAACGAUUGAUGUCAACCUGUGCUGAAGUGUAGUGCGACUUGCUGGGUAACAUCUAGAUGAGGCUUAAAUCUACUGUCUGUUUUGAAGACUAACAAAACACACAAUGUCACAAAUGAAG